AUGGCCUCCUCGGCACUGCGCUUCGACGGGCGGGUGGUCCUGAUCACUGGCGCAGGCAAUGGCUUGGGCCGCGCGUACGCCCUGGCGUUUGCUGAGCGCGGAGCCAAAGUUGUCGUGAACGACUUGGGUGGAUCUGUGAGUGGCGAAGGCAAGAGCACGAGGGCAGCAGACGACGUUGUGGCAGAGAUCAAGCGCAAAGGCGGGAUCGCAGUGGCCAACUAUGACUCUGUUGAAGCCGGCAAAUCGCUCGUGGACACUGCCAUCCGCAACUUUGGCCGCCUCGAUAUCCUCGUCAAUAACGCCGGCAUCUUGCGUGACAAGUCCUUCUCCAAGAUGGCCGAAGCAGAGUGGGACGCCGUGUACAAUGUCCACCUCAAGGGUUCCUUCCUCGUGACCAGGGCAGCCUGGGAUGUCAUGAGAGAGCAACAGUUUGGCAGGGUAAUUAUGACCUCGUCCACGUCUGGGUUGUACGGCAACUUUGGCCAGGCCAACUACAGCGCCGCCAAGCUGGGGCUUGUUGGGUUGGCGCACACCUUGGCCAUUGAGGGCCGCAAGUACAACAUCACGUGCAACGCCGUUGCGCCAACAGCCGGCUCACGCCUCUCUGCGGGUGUCAUGCCACCAUCGUACGCUGCGGCCGUCAAGCCGGAAUUCGUCGCCCCGCUCCUGCUCUGGCUCUGUCACGACUCGUGCACGGAGACAAAAGGCAUUUACGAGGUUGGCGGUGGAUGGGUGAGCAAGCUCCGGCUGGAGCGAACACUCGGCGCUGUCAUGCGUUCCCCAACAACAACCAUCACCCCAGAAACUGUGCGGGACAAAUGGAGCGUCAUUACCGAUUGGACAAACGCCGACCACCCAGAAAGCACAGAUCAGACAACAAAACGCAUGCUUGAAAUCAUCGAAGCAAUGAAGGCAGCACCAGCACCGUCAUCGUCAUCGUCGUCACCAUCAUCAUCUCGAGAUGAACCUGUUGACGUGGUGCGUCUCGGGUGCGAUCCUGUUGAACGUCCGUCUGAUCUCGCCUACACAUAUGAGAGCGCCGACAACUUUGCUGCGUUCCCAACAUUCGCUGUCAUCCCGGCCCAGCUGUCAAUGGGAUCGACGAUCUUGGAUAUGGACGGGUUUCGCUUCCACCCGAUGAUGCUGCUACAUGGCGAGCAGCACAUUGCGUUCCACAAGCCAAUGCCAACAGAAGGCACUGUGACGUCCACUGCGCGUAUGCUCGACAUUGUGGACAAAGGAUCCGGCGCCCUGGCGCUCCUCCAAGUGGAUACGCGCGACACGAGUGGCGCUCUCGUGUGCACCAACACGUUUUCGCUGUUUGUUCGUGGCAAGGGCGGAUUUGGCGGCCCAACAACCACGAAGCACGCCCUGCCGCGUGUGAGUGUUCCGUCGUCCCCGCCGACGAAUGUCAUCGAGGAGAAGACGCACACGAACCAGGCUGCCGUGUAUCGCCUCUCUGGCGACUUCAACCCAUUGCACAUUGACCUAAACAUGGCCAAAGUCGCAAACUUCAAGCAGCCUAUCCUGCACGGCCUGUGCACAAUGGGAUAUGGCAUCCGCCACGUGUUGCAGGCCUGCUCCAAAACUGCCAAUGGCGAUGAUGACACAGGCAACCAUCCCACCAUUGCAUCACUGCAAGCGCGCUUCGCCAGUCCGGUUUUCCCCGGCGAAACGCUCCAGACAUCCGUGUGGCAAGACGGCAGCACGGCGGUGUUCCAGGUGAAGGUCGUCGAGCGCGAUGCUGUUGUUCUCACGGCGGGCCGCGUGGUAUUCGCCAGCGACGCCGAUGCAGCGGCACCCCCAGCAGCAGGAACCGCAAACAAAACUGAACAGCAGCAGCAGCAGGGGCCGGCACUGAAGGCCACGGCCAUCUUUGAGCGGAUGAAAGCGACGCUGAGUGAGAAGAUGGUGAAGAAGGCAAACGCAAUCUUCCAGUGGAACAUCAAGGACGCAGCCAAGAACACGCACGUGUGGACAGUCGACCUGAAGAAGGGAAGUGGCGAAAUCUACCGCGGACAACCGAAGAGCGGGCGCCCUGGCUGCACGCUCACGCUGAGUGAUGACGACUUUGCACAGCUUGUCGAUGGCAAGUUGGAUCCGAUGAAGGCGUUCAUGUCCGGAAAACUCAAGCUGUCCGGAAACAUGAUGCUCGCGCAGAAACUGCAGGUUCUCCUCAGGCCCUGAUGCAAGCAAUGUGUCUGCUUGAACGAAAACACACGCGCUCUCUUGUUUUUGGGGGUCGCUGCUUGUUUUCCUUGCUCUCCUUCCGCGUGCCUUGCCUUGAUAGUGUCGUGCAGUGUUGUGUGGUUCGUUUACUUGUUUCCGCUGUUGCUCUGUCAUCACCAGUCGAAUACAACACAGCAGCAGUCGCCCGCCCUCGUCUCCAAGCAACAUAACUUUCUACCACG
Messenger RNA from Salpingoeca rosetta, 2411 nucleotides. Its product is annotated as hydroxysteroid dehydrogenase 4. The record is from RefSeq and is a predicted model, not a curated record. Gene Ontology annotation, molecular function: oxidoreductase activity. Lineage: Eukaryota; Choanoflagellata; Craspedida; Salpingoecidae. The transcript has 15 exons. Bases 1 to 2187 code for a protein of 728 amino acids.